CAACUACUGCAAACCCCUACUCCACAUCUAAUCUCUCUCUUUCAAAUUUUCUCUCUAAAGUCUCAAUAUAUAGUUAAAAAAUAAUAAAAAUGGACUUGGUAGCAAAAAUGGCUGCAAAGAAAGCGGUAGUGAUCUUUAGCAAGAGUACAUGUUGCAUGUGUCAUGCAAUCGAAAGGUUGUUCUACGAUCAAGGAGCGAGUCCGGAGAUUCACGAGCUCGAUCGGGAGUCGAAAGGGAAGGAAAUGGAGUCUGCCCUCUCGAAGACGUUGGGGGGUUGCAGCCCAACCGUGCCAGUUGUGUUCAUCGGUGGAAAGCUUAUCGGAUCCGCCAACACUGUCAUGACUCUUCAUCUCAAUGGUUCCCUAAAAAAAUUGCUAAAGGAAGCAGGAGCUAUAUGGCUUUGAUGUUUUGAACAUAAAUUAUUAGUAGAAUUGAACAAAAGGUCUCUUUUUUUGAUCCUUUUGUGUAAAAGUAUGCUACCUAUGAUAUAUAAUGGUUGAAAUAAUUAGUAACAAGUUGAUGAAACUGAUGACUCAUGUAAUAUUUGCCACUUUUUCAAUUUCAUCCCUCAAGCUUAAUAUAUUUCCAUUUUGCCGUUUCUAUCA
Cucumis sativus (cucumber) is the source of this 605-nucleotide messenger RNA. Its product is annotated as monothiol glutaredoxin-S10. Lineage: Eukaryota; Viridiplantae; Streptophyta; Magnoliopsida; Cucurbitales; Cucurbitaceae. The transcript has a single exon. Bases 90 to 404 code for a protein of 104 amino acids. The record is from RefSeq and is a predicted model, not a curated record.